AUGUCUGACCAUGAAACUGAUUCGGAGGAGAGUUAUCAAACUGAUGACUCCGAUAUAAACUUUAUUCCGGGGUACAUAAUGGAAUGCCCUGACCUUGGAAGUUCGGAUGAUGGCUCCAGCCUUGAAGACGACAACGCGGGCCUAGCAUAUGCCGAUGAACCUUUGGCUGACGACGAGUGGCUACAAAACUACAACAGGCAAGAAAGAGAACGGCUAGAACUACAAGAAAAGCUAGAGAGAAGACUGGAUGGUUCUGUUGAAAUGAGCGAGUGGUAAGUACUUGGUAAACAUCGAUAAAAUCCGUGUUUGUUUCGGAUUAUUACUGUAAUAUCAAAUAUAUGCGUGGAAAUUUGUUUAUUUCUAUCUAUAAAAUUCGAAUGUUUUUGUCCUUUUUUAUCACAGGUGCAAUUGUGGGAAUUGUGACAUAUCCUUACUAACAAAUAAUAGGGAAUGUCAUUGUUGUUUUGAACUGGAAGGAUGCGGGGAAGCUAUGAAUCGCGAAGAAGUUAUACAGGAUCUCAAAGCCGAAGGCGUGCAAAAUGCCAAGUGUGUAACACAACACCCGGGAUUCAACUCCGUAUGCCUUCAAAAGUGGAGUUUGAAGAUGGCUGCUGACAGGUAUAAAACCAAAGAUAAAAGCAAGUACAGUCAAACGUCAACGGAGAAUAGGUGAGACAAUUUAUUCAAUUAUGUUUUUAAAAUUUUUCUUUGUUGCCAAAUUUUUACCUCUCGACUUGUUUAUUUAUGCACCUAUUAAUGUUUUCCCCCUGAGGAGGGGGGGGGGGGCAACCCAGGGCAUCCCUGCUGUUGGGCAAGAAACGGCUGUCAAAAUUCCCCACUAUAUUCCUAAGGUAACAAGGCACACAUAUGUUUUCCAAUGCGAACAUACAGUCUAUACUGGUUUAAACUUGGUAAAAAUUGAGACACUGUAUAAAAGGCUAUAAAAUACCUUUUUCGAUGAAACUUGAUUGUGCUUCUCUGCCAUACUUGGUUACCAGGCCUUUCAAUGUCAAAACUGAGACAAAACUGAGUUGAUGCAUAGGUGAAAUUCCCCUCACUGGGGCUUCAUAGUGUGGUUAAAGUCCCCUGGGCCACCCCCCACCCCCUCAGGGGGGGGGGGAAACAAUGAUAGGUGUAUUCAAAUUAGCCUGUCAAUACAUCACUAUAUACUAGAGGUGGUGUGCAAAUCUGAUCUGUUCGGAUUUCGGAAACAAAAUAAUAUAUUCAUUUCGGAUCGGAUUGAUAAAGUUAUUUCGUAGUCGGACCGGACUUUGGUAUCCGAAAUAAAAUGAAUUAAUUAUCUAAUUAUUCAAUUGGACGUCACUUUGUCAGGUUCUUGACAUGUAUUUAUUGCUUUUAUAUUUAUUUGGUUAAAUAUUUCAACUUGAAUGAGAAAUUUAUUUUAUUAAAGAAUUCUUCGGAUUGGAUCGAAACUCGGAUCGGAUUUGACAAUUUCGGAUCAGAUCAGAUGUUAAACAUAGGCAAUUAUCGGAUUAUAAACGUCCGAUCCGAUGCACACCUCUACUAUAUGUAUAGGUAGAUAAUGAUUUGCUAAACACAAAGAUAGAAAAUAUUAAUUUAUACUUUUGUAAAUGAGGACUAUAAUGCGGACUAUAGGCAACUUCUUAGCCUGGUUCACAUGGUAACAAAUCAUGAACUUCCAUUUAUUUUGUUUUAGCUUUCUGCGCAGUAUCUCAUAUAGAGAGUUCACAAGACUAAUAUAUGGACCUCUUGGCAACAGAAGAAUCCCACUACCUGCAUGUGCCUACAUUGCAAUAAGAAAUACAUUUCCCAUCAUGGAGAAGGAAGGACAGUUUACUGGAUAUUCUGACGACUCAGACUAG
Messenger RNA from Paramuricea clavata, 1844 nucleotides. The record is from the annotation of a GenBank genome assembly. Lineage: Eukaryota; Metazoa; Cnidaria; Anthozoa; Malacalcyonacea; Plexauridae.